Messenger RNA from Euleptes europaea (tarantolino), 864 nucleotides. RefSeq names its product proteasome 20S subunit alpha 3 (gene PSMA3). Bases 25 to 792 code for a protein of 255 amino acids. The transcript has 11 exons. Gene Ontology annotation, cellular component: nucleus; proteasome core complex, alpha-subunit complex; proteasome core complex. Gene Ontology annotation, biological process: ubiquitin-dependent protein catabolic process. Lineage: Eukaryota; Metazoa; Chordata; Lepidosauria; Squamata; Sphaerodactylidae. The record is from RefSeq and is a predicted model, not a curated record.
UCGGCUCCUGGGGUCUCCUUCGCCAUGAGCUCCAUCGGCACCGGGUAUGACCUGUCGGCCUCUACGUUUUCUCCAGAUGGCAGAGUGUUUCAAGUGGAGUAUGCUAUGAAAGCUGUGGAGAACAGUAGUACAGCCAUCGGGAUAAGAUGCAAGGACGGCGUAGUCUUCGGAGUAGAAAAACUAGUGCUGUCCAAGCUGUACGAAGAAGGCUCCAACAAACGUCUCUUUAACGUCGAUCGACAUGUCGGAAUGGCUGUCGCAGGACUCCUGGCAGAUGCCCGAUCUCUGGCUGACAUAGCAAGGGAAGAAGCGUCAAACUUCAGAUCCAACUAUGGUUAUAAUAUUCCACUCAAACAUCUUGCCGACCGAGUGGCUAUGUACGUGCAUGCCUACACACUGUAUAGUGCUGUCAGACCGUUUGGCUGCAGCUUCAUGUUGGGUUCGUACGACGAGGACGACGGCUCCCAGCUCUACAUGAUCGAUCCAUCGGGAGUUUCAUACGGUUACUGGGGAUGCGCCAUUGGCAAAGCGAGGCAAGCAGCCAAGACAGAGAUUGAGAAACUUCAGAUGAAAGACAUGACUUGCCGUGAUGUUGUUAAAGAAGUUGCAAAAAUAAUUUACAUAGUCCACGAUGAAGUAAAAGAUAAAGCUUUCGAACUGGAACUCAGCUGGGUUGGCAAAAUAACGAAAGGAAAACAUGAAGUUGUCCCAAAAGACAUUAAGGAAGAAGCAGAGAAAUAUGCCAAGGAGUCUCUAAAGGAAGAGGAUGAAUCAGAUGAUGAAAACAUGUAACACAUUGUAACUUUAAGACACAAAUGUUUUACGGCAAGCUGUUUAUUAAUUGCCAUUAUGUAUGUGCUGGAC